Porites lobata is the source of this 585-nucleotide messenger RNA. The record is from the annotation of a GenBank genome assembly. NCBI's taxonomy places the organism in Eukaryota, Metazoa, Cnidaria, Anthozoa, Scleractinia, Poritidae.
AUGAUCAACAUCUAUUUUUCGCCCACCUCUGUAACAGGCAUUGCAGUAAUGUCUUUAGAUCGAAUGCAGGCGACGUUCCACCCAUUCAGGCACCGUAACAUCAAAAAAUGGGCCUACGGGGUAACAAUUGCAGGCCUCUGGACUUUAACUGCGAUGAUAGUAAUUCCCUUUCCGUUAAUAAGUCUCUAUGGGAACCUGCAUCAACAGUGGCAAGUGCUAUUUCCUUUGUACUUAUGGCCGUCAUACUGUUGCCUUUGCCUUAUUGUUAUCUGUGUUUCUUACACCUCCAUUGCUUUAAAAUUUUGGUGUGGAACCCGUCCUCCGUCCCAUGGUGCGGCCAAUAGACAAAGAAAACUGACUGUGACAUUAUUCAUAAUGACCAUUGUAUCUUUGCUGCUGUGGUUACCAUAUGUUGUACAUAAUUUUGUUCCUUUUUCUGUUCUAGAUACUAAGUUUUCUUCCCUGACAUAUUUACGCUUGAGAUUAUUUUUUUCUCUUCUAUACCGCACAAACUCGCUUGUUAAUCCCAUUAUUUACACAAUAAGAAUGGCAGAGUUGAGAAGAACUCUCCUGAUAUUAUUUAAA